Messenger RNA from Trichomonas vaginalis G3, 159 nucleotides. RefSeq lists its product as uncharacterized. The annotation marks the transcript as partial. The record is from RefSeq and is a predicted model, not a curated record. The transcript has a single exon. Lineage: Eukaryota; Parabasalia; Trichomonadida; Trichomonadidae.
GAGCUAUUAAAGGACAAAGAACUUUUACAUAAAUAUGGUUCUGAGAAAUUUGACAUAACUCCACCAGAAAAGAAGAAGAGAGAAAAGAAAGAAAAGAAAGUAGAAGAAGAGAAGAAAGAACCUGAACCAGUUCCAGAGAAAAAGAAAUUUGACAUGUAA